Molecule: messenger RNA, 811 nt
Organism: Glycine soja
Lineage: Eukaryota; Viridiplantae; Streptophyta; Magnoliopsida; Fabales; Fabaceae
Product: histone H2A-like
Exons: 2
Coding region: 81-530 (149 amino acids)
Cellular component (GO): nucleosome
Molecular function (GO): structural constituent of chromatin; protein heterodimerization activity; DNA binding
Source: RefSeq, a predicted model, not a curated record
UCAUUUUCAUCUCACCAUCACUCUCGCUCUUGCAAUUAGUCCUCUUCCAACAAUCCGCACCUAAACUCUAGGGUUCUGACAUGGACACUGGUGGAAAGAUCAAGAAGGGCGCCGGAGGAAGAAAGGGCGGCGGCCCAAAGAAGAAGCCGGUUUCAAGGUCCGUCAAGGCCGGUCUCCAAUUCCCCGUCGGAAGAAUUGGCCGUUAUUUGAAGAAAGGAAGGUACGCCCAGCGUGUCGGUACCGGUGCUCCCGUUUACUUGGCCGCAGUUCUCGAGUACCUAGCUGCUGAGGUGCUUGAGUUGGCUGGGAAUGCUGCACGUGACAACAAGAAGAACAGGAUUAUUCCGAGACAUGUGCUAUUGGCUGUGAGGAACGAUGAGGAGUUGGGGAAAUUGCUUGCCGGUGUCACCAUUGCACAUGGUGGUGUUCUUCCGAACAUUAACCCUGUUUUGUUGCCUAAGAAGACUGAGAGGGCUUCCAAGGAGCCUAAGUCUCCAUCCAAGGCUACUAAAUCUCCUAAAAAGUCUUAACUGACUUAGUUUAUUGUUUCUCUAUUUAGUGUGCACAAAAUGUAAAUCUGUGUUUAGGUUCCUUCUUGUAUCACCAUAAUUUGUAGUUCUCAAGUCGCUGUUUCUUUUUCACAUUUUCAUUCAAUCUGUUGAGACAGCAAGCUCUCAGUAAUGGAUUGAUUUAAUUUUCUUAUAUUCGUAUAAUUGUAUGCCGCCUCUCUCCCAUCUUCUCUCUAUCGAAAGAUUGCGCAAUUUGAUUUAGACGAUUUGAAUUUCCAUCAUAAUUAUUGUUUGGAUAGGUG